Opisthorchis viverrini is the source of this 3345-nucleotide messenger RNA. RefSeq lists its product as hypothetical. Lineage: Eukaryota; Metazoa; Platyhelminthes; Trematoda; Opisthorchiida; Opisthorchiidae. The transcript is spliced from 8 exons. Gene Ontology annotation, biological process: plasma membrane organization. The record is from RefSeq and is a predicted model, not a curated record. Bases 1 to 2946 code for a protein of 981 amino acids.
AUGCUGUCGUUGAUGAUGAUGAUGGUGCUUCGUCGCCUUACGGUUGCUCGUGAAACACUGACUCGAGAGCAGCAAGCGGGAUUCCGGCCUCGUAGGCGUUAUCUUGACCAAAUCCUCACAUUCUGUCAGGUUCUAGGACAACCCCAUACGUAUAUGCGACCCACAAUUCUAGUAUUUCCGGAUUUUCGAGGUGCAUUCGACUCGGUUGAUCGGCCUGUUCUUUUCGACACUUUUGCUCACCAGGGAAUGUCUUGGAAGUUUGUGAACAUGAUACAUUGUUCGUUUUCUCAAACUUUUGGACGAGAUCAUCUUAUUACGAGUUUGGCUACACCCUUGUCCAACAAGUUGGAUGAGUGGCGACGCGCACUUAUCCAGCUGGAGAAGGAUAGGGCCCGCCAAAUUAAGCGAGCGCGGGCCGACCUGAAGCGAGCGGUGUCGGAAGCCGACCGCUGGCAAAAGAAAGCGGCCAAGUGUGGUUCCAGCGAACUUGGACCCGGUGUGGGCCACGGAGUCUUGCCUUCUUCCAACCUAUCUAUAUCAAGCUCCAAGGCAAGCGUCAUCGCCACUCAGGCUGCUAAUGCACUGCGUGAAGUACGGUUGAAGACGGAAGUGUUGGAGUCCACGGAAAAGGCCUCUGUUCGAGGCUUGAUGCUAGAGGAACGGGGUCGCUUUUGUUUCUUUCUGUCCUGCCUGCUACCACUACUGGAACUCAUGCAGCCCCUUUCUAAAGCGAUGAGCAAUCCAGAUCAGUUGAUGGACGAGGCCGAAGCUAUUCUUUUCCGCACAGGUCGUGAAAACCUAUCCAAUUUAUCACGUCUGAGCAGCACCAAAGGUUCAAUUUACAGCUCUGACGGUGACCACGGCAGUCGUUUGAUUGCUGCUGCUACAGCUGCUCUAUAUGCGGAUUACGACCGGGCCAAUGCAGGUUCUAGUGAUGAUACAGACUCUGGGCGUCUCACCAUGGAAACAAGCCCUAUGGAAUUGAAAAUAGAUGAUCAGCUGGAUGGGUGCAGCCUUUCGUCAGUAACCCAGUCGCCGCCUGGGGAUAGUGUGUUCUUCAACAACCCUCCAGUCACAUCAAUUCCUCUCCAAAGCAACUAUAACAAUUAUGGAUACAAUACAACUGGCGAUGCUACUUCGGCGUGUGAAAUAAACUCUCAUGCUGGUGAUUGUGAGGCGAUCCCGGUGAAUCAACGCUCCCAACUCCCCCACGGUUUUUCGAUCGUGCCCAACGCGACCGGUUAUUCCUUCAAUGCGUCUGGACAUGUGAUAGGUCAGAGAAAAACAAGCAUACCUGGAAUGGCAACCAGUAACCCGUUGGUCACCUCAUACCACUUGUCCCGUUGUUCCCCGCAACAACCAGAUACGACGCUUUGUCGACCUGGUCAUUGCCGUAGUUCUAGUAUGGGUGACCCGAAGCUUGGCUCACAGAUGGACUCGUCGCAAGCACUGCUGGAUGAAACAGUGGUUGAUGGUCGGCCAGUUGCAUUUAGUGUUAAUCGCCCAGUGGUCAGUCCGAAUUGGCUUCGUAACUGCGAUGAGACUGACAGUGAUUCUGAUGCAGAUGAAGAGGGUGGCCAUGUGUCAGGUUUCAUGCAGUCUUCUGCACAAGCUACUCCGGUUGAAGAUGAGGGUGGGGAGUAUGUGGCCGUACAAGAAGAGGUCAACAGAUGCGGUUUAACACAGGCUUCUAGUACCCUAACCGCCGAGGCCUUACUGAACAAAGAUGCAGGAGGCCUAAAUUCCGGGCGACACACAAUCAGCUCAGCCUAUGAACGUGGUGCCACCGCCAAUGUUCGCGGAUCUAUUAACAAUUUAUCAUUUAAUCCACCCAUCGGCAAAUCUUCUUCCAAAGAUAGCGGGGUCGAUUCGUCUACAGUACUGUAUCCGAAUCAGGUUCUUCCACCUCCCGUCUACACGAACCUUCCACAACUGGCCCACGCAGCUCAGCGCAAGUUUUCAAUGUCUCACAUUCCACCUGCGAUGGAUUCACUUCCGUCAAGUCCAAGCCGGAUGGCAGUGUGUGAGGAAAAGCUAUCAGAUUCUCUCACUUCUGCCCACUUGGUCGAAACCUCACAGUCGAAUAUCGUCAGUGCUCGACAGUCUGCAAUACACCAGUCGGUGAACGAACUGUCCAACGUUCGCUGUACUCCUCAACACUUGGUGAACAUGUCGCCAGGGAACCCCUCGGCUCACAAACGUACGUCAGUCCUAUCUGCAUCUGGCACUGGGUCAAGACCCUGCUCGAAUGGAAUUGAUCCAUUUAGUGUUGAGUUGGACGAGCUCGAUAGACUUGGGGGUACAGGUUCGAGCUGUGCUUCCUCUCUGACCAUGGCUAGUUCGACAACGAGUGAGUCGCAGCCGAGCGCUAACGGAAAGACAGCUGUUAUGAACAGCAACAACAACAACGCCCCAAACAGUAACAGUCACGCGCCACGUCGACCCGGUUCUACGUACGAUGCCCAAUGGCCCGAUCAUUGUGCACUAUCUCAGCACGAGGUUCGUAAUGGAUAUGUUGGUUCAUCAAGUGGAUGGUCGGGCACGCACCAUAUGGCUUGUGGUACUGUAGGUGCUGAAGCUGACAACCAGAGAGGACCUCCGGGACAAAGCAAUUCUGAUCGAGCUCGACUUGGUGACACUCCGCUUUCGAACGAAACGGCGAAUCUCAUGUCAGAACUUUCAUCACAGCUCCAGCAGUUAGCCAAUCGCACUGUCCAAGACCCCGUUAUGAGCCCACCCCCGGAACAGCAUUCGUCCAGGCGGACUGAGGAUGGAUUUGAGCUACCUCCACCACCUUCUCCUUCAAUGUUUCAAACGAAUCCCGUCGUGUUCGAGGCUUCGAGUGCAGCCACCACAGAGGCGCUUAUGACGGCACUGAAACAAAGCGUUGGAGAACGCGCGGCUCGUAUGGCCGCUUCGCAUGAAACACCAGCACCCCCUAACUAGCAAUGACUGUUGUACAGCGCUCCUGGUAUCUUUGUUGCCCAACAGACCCUCUGCAGAGCACCGAGACUAAUGUAAAUAUCUCUUUGUUAUCGAGCGUGUGGAACCUUUGAGCCUUGCACACAGUAUUGUGGCGACGGUAUUUUAAUGUAACUCGCACUUCUCACGCAUACACUUUCAAAGUUACUCAACCGCUUCCGAAGUAUCUAGCAUGGUGUUCUCUUUUGACGCUUAUUCGUUCUUUCCUCUAUUGACCAUCAGAAGUAUUCCCACCUGAUCCAUUUAUUUGACCAGCCAUGCGUCCCACUAUUGCUGUUUGUAUAUUGUAUUUCUUACAACCCAACCUCGACCUGCUUGACUUGCCAAUAUAUCUGUCAUCCAUAGUCGAUAAUAAAUGAAUUC